Molecule: messenger RNA, 2443 nt
Organism: Setaria italica (foxtail millet)
Lineage: Eukaryota; Viridiplantae; Streptophyta; Magnoliopsida; Poales; Poaceae
Product: neutral/alkaline invertase 1, mitochondrial
Exons: 6
Coding region: 234-2099 (621 amino acids)
Biological process (GO): sucrose catabolic process
Cellular component (GO): mitochondrion
Molecular function (GO): sucrose alpha-glucosidase activity; endo-alpha-N-acetylgalactosaminidase activity
Source: RefSeq, a predicted model, not a curated record
ACCAAAAACUACCUUAUCUGUCGUUAACGAGUUAAUCCCCUUCCAACUGCUGUUACUAAUUUCUACUACGGCUUUGAGCCCGCGAUCGAAUCGAGCCGGCCUCAAUUAAUCAAUUUCCUUCCCGUCCCUUCCUUCUUCGUCCCAAAAUUCUCCAAUCCCGAACCCGAUCGCAGCGGAAACCAACCUUUCUUCCUCCGCAAUCCGAAACCGGACGGGCGCCGACGCCGGCUCCAAUGGCGGCCGCCGCCAUCUCCCACCUCCGCCGCGGCGCGCAGCGCCACGCGCUGCUAUGCCUCUCGCUCCCGCGCCGCCGCUUCUCCUCCACCGCGGCCUCCCCGCUCGCGGCGGCCGCGCGCCGCCUCCUCUCCACGACGGUGGACGCCGGCGCGUCCUCGUCGGGGGAGCACUACAAGCCGCCGCCCUUCGAACCCUUCCGUGCCGCCACCCUGACGCCCUCGGCGCCGCCGCUGGAGUCGCCCCCGAUCGAGGAUGAGCCCCCGAGCAGCCCGCCGCCGCCGGAGGAGGCCGCCGCGUCCGAGGCGGCGCACGAGCAGGCGACGCUGGCGUGCCAGGAGGUGGAACUCGAGGGACUCAAGGCGGGGGUGGAGGCGGUGAAGAGCAGGGAGGAGUCGCCGGAGGAGAAGGAGGCGUGGUGGCUGCUCGGACGCGCGGUCGUCAACUACUGCGGCAGUGCCGUGGGGACGGUGGCCGCGAACGACCCGUCCACCAGCCAGAUGCUCAAUUACGACCAGGUGUUCAUCAGGGACUUCGUGCCAUCGGCCAUCGCCUUCCUCCUGAAGGGUGAGAGCGAUAUUGUGAAGAACUUCCUGCUCCACACCUUGCAGCUCCAGAGUUGGGAGAAGACCGUGGAUUGCUAUAGCCCUGGUCAGGGAUUGAUGCCUGCUAGUUUCAAAGUUAGAUCUGUGCCUUUAGAUGGAAACAGUGAAGCAUUUGAGGAGAUUCUUGACCCUGAUUUUGGCGAAUCAGCCAUUGGACGUGUAGCGCCAGUUGACUCUGGUCUUUGGUGGAUAAUACUGUUGAGGGCAUAUGGCAAAAUUACUGGAGAUUACGCUCUGCAAGAAAGGGUUGAUGUGCAAACAGGCAUCAGGCUAAUACUGAAUUUGUGCUUGUCUGAUGGAUUUGACAUGUUUCCGACAUUGCUAGUAACAGAUGGAUCAUGUAUGAUUGAUCGGCGGAUGGGAAUCCAUGGGCAUCCUCUUGAGAUCCAGGCUCUAUUCUAUUCUGCUUUGCGCUGUGCUCGAGAAAUGAUCAGUGUAAAUGAUGGAUCAAAGAACUUGAUCCGUGCUAUUAACAAUAGGCUCAGUGCUCUGUCAUUUCACAUCAGAGAGUAUUAUUGGGUCGAUAUGAAGAAGAUAAACGAGAUUUAUCGUUACAAGACUGAGGAGUACUCCCAUGAUGCUAUCAACAAGUUCAACAUCUACCCAGAGCAGAUUCCUUCUUGGCUUGCAGACUGGAUUCCUGUGAAAGGUGGUUACCUUAUAGGCAAUCUGCAGCCAGCUCACAUGGAUUUUAGGUUUUUCUCUCUCGGGAAUCUCUGGUCGAUUGUCUCAUCUCUUGCUACCCAAAGGCAAGCAGAGGGUAUUCUGAAUCUCAUUGAAGCCAAAUGGGAUGACAUAGUGGCCAAUAUGCCUCUCAAAAUAUGCUACCCUGCACUAGAGUAUGAGGAAUGGCGUAUCAUCACCGGCAGUGAUCCCAAAAACACGCCCUGGUCAUAUCAUAAUGGUGGAUCUUGGCCUACAUUGUUAUGGCAGUUCACCCUAGCCUGUAUCAAGAUGGGUAGGCGUGACUUAGCACGGAGGGCAGUUGAAGUGGCAGAAAAGAGGCUCUCAGAUGACAAGUGGCCAGAGUAUUACGACACCAGGACAGGAAGGUUUAUUGGGAAACAAUCACGGCUAUAUCAGACUUGGACCAUUGCUGGAUAUCUUAGCUCUAAGAUGUUAUUGGACUGUCCCGAGAUGGCAUCCAUACUAAUAUGUGAUGAAGACUUCGAGCUGCUGGAAGGUUGUGCUUGCAGCCUGAACAAGAGUGCCCGCAUCAAAUGCUCACGUCGUGCUGCCAAGUCACAGGUCCUUGUGUAGUUCCAUGGCUGUUCUGGACCCCAAGAACUGCACCGCUCCUUCAACUUUGAGGAAUUGUUUGUCACUGAAGCUCCCACUAGUUAGUAGUUACUUCAGCAAGAUAACCACUGAACACCUAUGCCGGUUAUUUUGGCGAGUUUGUGGUUGAUCCAUUCAUACAAGAGUAUACAUUGCUGUGUGUACUUUUACUUAAUCAAUCUCAUGUAUUCUGCCAUUCAACCCAAGUUGAUUGGUAGUUUGUUGUAAGCAGACAACAUGUAAAUAUCACCAGCUGUCACAAAUGUACCAUGAGAAAUACACAGAUUUCUCUAAAAUUCAUGUCACAUCGAAUAUUCGGAUGUUAA